AUGGAGUCGAGCGGCUACAAAGGCCCCAUCAACCCCAACCCGGCCGACGGCGAGUCGUCCGUCAUCAUCUAUGGCUACGUCCCCUCGCGCGCACUCGCCACCAUCGCCUUGGUCUCGUUCGGCCUCGUCGCACUCAACUACCUGUCCAUCCUCGCCCGCUUCAAGCAGUCGCGCGCCUUCAGCGGCCUCAUGGUCUUUGGCUGCAUCUGCGAGAUUGUCGGCUACGCAGCGAGGCUGUUCUCGCACUACCACCCCUACGUCGUCGUCUACUUCAUCAUUCAGUACUUCUUCAUCGUCGUCUCGCCCGUCUUCUUCCAGGCCGCCUUCUACCUCGCCCUCGGCCUCGGCCUGCGCCGCCUCGACCACCGCGGCAGCACGCUCCUCCGGUUCGAGCCCAAGAUCCUCAUUGCCGUCAUGAUCGUGUCGGACGUCGUGACGACCAUCAUCCAGGUCGUCGGUGCGGCCCUGAUCGGCGUCGCCGAGUCGGCGCGGUUCGGCAACGGCAGCGCGAGCAUCACGAGCGACCAGGCCAACGACAUCCUCCUCGCGGGCCUCGCGACCCAGACGGCGUCGUUCCUCGCCUUCCUCGUCCUCCUCGGACUGUGCAUCUGGCGCUCGGCGCGCACGUUCACGGCGGCGCACCUGCCCAAGCAGUUCUCGCUCCUCCUGUUCCUCGCCUCCCUCCUCGUCUUCCUGCGCACCACGUUCCGCCUCGCCGAGACGGCCCAGGGCGUGUUCGGGUACGCGUCGUCGCACGAGGCCCUGUUUGGCACGCUCGAGUACCUGCCCGUCAUCCUCGCCGUGUCGAUCUACGCCGCCAUCCCGCUCGAGCACCAGCUCCCGAUCGACGUCGACGACGAGCGGUACGAGCCGAGCGUCGACGACCGCUCGCUCGACAUGCGCCAGACGACAAAGGAGGCGCGCACGAUCGACCUGCGCAGCGGCGGCGGCGGCGGGCCGGGCGGCGCCGACCUCGAGCCCGAGGACGGCUACGCCGGCGAGGCCGACCGGCGCUCGCGCGACGGCAAGCGCGGCGGGUACGCCGCGCGCGAGGACGACGACGGCGCGCUGUCGAGCCCGAGUGGGAGCGGGAGCGGGACCGACUCGAGCCGGACGAGGACGCGCACGAGGAGCCGCGACGAGGUCGAGCAGCGCGACGAGGACGAGGGCGUCGUCAGUGACGAGUCGCCCAGGACGGCGGUCGAGCGUGGAGCGGGCAGCGGGAGCGACGCCGAGAGCGAGAAGAGGCGGUUGAAGCGCGAGUAG
Rhodotorula graminis WP1 is the source of this 1266-nucleotide messenger RNA. RefSeq lists its product as uncharacterized. Gene Ontology annotation, cellular component: membrane. The record is from RefSeq and is a predicted model, not a curated record. NCBI's taxonomy places the organism in Eukaryota, Fungi, Basidiomycota, Microbotryomycetes, Sporidiobolales, Sporidiobolaceae. The transcript has 4 exons. The coding region runs from base 1 to 1266 and encodes 421 amino acids.